AUGGAGAUUUACAUGCUUUAUUUUGGUGUUUCGGUGUUGAUAUCAAACUACAUUUCCCUGACAACUUCAACACCACUCUUCAAUCUCACCACCGAUCAACACUCUCUCACUGUCUUAAAAAACUCCAUUGUUUCCGACUCUUAUACCAUCUUGCAUAAAAAUUGGUCAAUUCACACUCCCAUUUGUGGAUGGAUUGGUGUCUCUUGUGGCUCCAAACACCAAAGGGUUACUUCCCUUAACCUCUCCACCUUCGGGCUCCGAGGCACCAUCCCUCCACAUCUCGGAAACUUAACGUUUCUUCGAGUUUUAGACAUCAGCUCCAACAUUUUCUCAGGAGUCUUGCCAUCUGAGCUGUCUAAGUUGCGACGUUUGGAAGAGAUAAACGUCGCAGCUAACAACUUCACCGGAGAGAUUCCAUCAUGGUUCGGAGCCUUAUCCCAGCUCCGACACAUGGAUUUGUCGGACAACGUAUUAUCAGGCAGAAUCCCUUCUUCUCUAUUCAAUAUUUCGAGGCUUCAGAAUCUGAAUUUGAGCUUCAAUAUUCUCGAUGGAAACAUCCCAGAGGAGAUUGUUGGGCUUUCUUUCCUGGAAAGUGUUAGUUUAGGAAGCAAUGAGUUGGAGGGAUCCAUACCAUAUAUUGUCUUCAACAUUUCUUCGUUGAUGUCAGUCAAUUUGGGAUUUAAUAUGCUAUCAGGAAAGCUACCAAACAACAUAUGCAGUAAUACUCCAAGAUUAAGAGAAUUCACUGUCUAUAGGAACCAACUUGAUGGGGAAAUUCCAAGAAACAUAAGCAAAUGCAAAGAGCUUGAGCUCCUGCAAUUGCAACUCAAUAAAUUCAGCGGCCAAAUCCCGAGUGAAAUUGGAAGUUUGAGCAUGCUUAAGGAUUUGCAUAUAUGGAGAAACAAACUCAAAGGUAGAAUACCAAAGCAAGUUGGGAACCUUACCUCCCUAGAAGUGCUAAACUUUGAGAUUAAUCAAUUGACAGGUGAAUUACCAGGUAAUUCCUUAUCUGGCUCUAUCCCACAUGGUCUCUUCAACAUAACAACCUUGCAACUAUUAGACCUUUCAUGGAACAACUUUUCAAGUACUCUUCCUUCAAAUAUAGGGCUUUCACUUCCCAAUCUCCAAAACCUCCAUUUACAUUCUAACAAACUCAGUGGCCCAAUUCCUGCCUCUAUCAACAAUGCUUCUCAACUUGAAGAAUUAUUCUUGCUAGAUAAUUCAUUUACCGGCUUCAUUCCCAGUUUUCCUAGUUUAAGGCUCUUGACCAGCUUUUUACUCAGCAUAAAUAGCUUGAGCGCAACUCGAGAAAUGGAGUUUCUCUCUUCAUUAACGAAUUCCGAGCACCUAGAGGUUGUUGAAAUAUCAGGAAAUCCACUACUGGGUUGUGCUCUCCCAAAUUCCAUAGGAAAUCUAUCCCAAUCGCUUGAGAUUUUCCUGGUGCACGACGCAGGUAUCAGAGGGGUCAUUCCCUCUGAAAUAGGAAACUUGGCCAGUUUGAUUGAUAUCGAACUACAUAAUAAUCAGUUGAGUGGAUCAAUUCCAGCAACGAUGGGAAAUUUGAAGAAACUUGGGAGAUUAUCCCUUUAUGAAAAUCAGUUGCAAGGAUCAAUCCCGCUCGAGUUUUGUGAGAUGAGUUCUUUGGUAGAGCUGUACAUGAGCAACAACGAGUUCAAAGGUCCAAUUCCAGAAUGUUUGGGUGGAAUGCAAUCGCUGAGAAUGGUUUCCUUUGAAUCAAACAAGUUGAAUUCCACCUUACCUUCCAAUUUAUGGAAUCUGAAAGACCUCGUCUUUCUAAACUUGUCCUCGAACUAUUUGAGCGGUCAGAUUUCACCUCAAGUUGGAAACUUGAAGGUAAUCAACGGAAUAGAUUUAUCCUUUAAUCUAUUUUCCGGUGAUAUUCCCAGCUCCAUCGGCCGUUGCCCAUCAGUAGAUUACCUAAUUUUGUCAAACAAUAACUUUGGAGGAUCCAUUCCUCAAUCACUGGCAAAUAUGAAAGGCUUGACAACACUGGAUUUGUCAAAUAACAAUUUUACUGGAAUGAUACCCAAAUCUUUACAAGAUCUCAAAUUCUUGGAGUAUUUCAAUGUAUCUUACAAUAGAUUGGAAGGGGAAAUUCCAAAUGGAAGCUGUUUUUCCAACUUCACCGCUCUAUCAUUUGUGCACAAUUCAGCUCUUUGCGGACCAGCAAGAUUUGAAGUGCCGCCUUGUCCAGAAGUUGAUGGAGGAUCCAAAUCGAAGAGUGUUGCUCGAUUAAUGAAGUACAUUUUGCCUCCUCUUGUUUCAGCUAUGGCUAUAGUGAUCAUUGUAGUUAUUCACAUAAGACGAUGGAAGCUUGUAAAAGUGAGAACUCAAGUUUCGACUUCGUUAGGUAAUCCUUGGAGAAUAAUCUCAUACAUCGAACUAUCACGAGCAACGGAUUCCUUUAGCGAGACGAAUCUCCUUGGAAGGGGAAGCUUUGGCUCAGUUUUUAGAGGGUUAUUUGAUGAUGGACUGAAUUUUGCGGUGAAGGUGUUCAAUAUAGAGCUGGAAGGAGGUAACAAGAGUUUCGAAACUGAAAGUAGAAUACUAAGCACCAUUCGACAUAGGAACUUAGUUCGGAUUAUCGGUUGUUGUACCAACAUGGAAUUCAAAGCCUUGAUUCUUGAAAUCAUGCCAAAUGGAAGUGUGGAGAAAUGGUUAUACUCGAAUGGUUAUUGUGGAGAUAUUCUACAAUUGUUGAAUAUCGCAAUUGAUGUUGCUUUAGCUCUGGAGUACCUUCAUCACGGUAAUACUUUCCCCAUUGUGCAUUGCGAUAUAAAGCCAAGCAACGUGUUGCUCGAUGAAGAUAUGACUGCUCGUGUUGCUGAUUUUGGUAUUGCAAAGCUCUUUGAGGAGGGGGAAGCCAUGGUCCACACCAAAACACUUGCUACAAUCGGCUAUGCAGCACCAGAGUACGGGUCGGAAGGAAAAGUAUCCACGGGUGCUGAUGUAUACAGUUUUGGGAUAAUGUUGUUGGAGAUGUUCACAAGAAAAAAGCCGACAGAUGACAUGUUCGAUGGGGAAAAGAGCUUGAAGGAGUGGGUGAGUGAAGCAUUGCUAGCAAAUGAAAUCAUCCAAGUGUUAGCCCCUGCUUUGCUUCCGGUACGAGAUCGACAUUUUGAUAUGAAGAUGAGUGAGAUAACAUCUGUGUUUGAAUUGGCAAUGAAAUGUUUAGGCAUUUCGCCUGAUGAAAGAAUCAACAUGAUUGAAGCGGAAGCCACGCUAAAGAGGAUCAAAGCCAAAUUUGUAAUAAGAGUGACCACAAGGCCUCAGCAACAUACAAUUACCAUUACCUGA
Salvia splendens (bonfire salvia) is the source of this 3318-nucleotide messenger RNA. RefSeq names its product probable LRR receptor-like serine/threonine-protein kinase At3g47570. The coding region runs from base 1 to 3318 and encodes 1105 amino acids. The transcript has 5 exons. Gene Ontology annotation, molecular function: ATP binding; protein kinase activity; protein binding. The record is from RefSeq and is a predicted model, not a curated record. Lineage: Eukaryota; Viridiplantae; Streptophyta; Magnoliopsida; Lamiales; Lamiaceae. Gene Ontology annotation, biological process: protein phosphorylation.